UAGGAUGACUUAGGAAAUGUUUGUAUAAAGGGUCUUCCUGCGCUUUGAUUGGCUUCUUUUUUUCCCCUUCGCCAUUUCUCUUCCAGUCCCUACGAAUUCCUACAGGAUGAUUGCUCUGCUCCUUCUCGAUUAGCCCCUACCUGGCCUGGAUUUGGGGGGCUCAGUUUGGACACCUCCUGGUUGACACGAAUUCGGUUGGGGUUGACACGGAUAUUCUUUCUUGGCACAUAUUGUCACCGGAGAAUAGCUUUUCCGGCCCCGGAUGGCUACGACACCCGUCUCAUAUCAUACGCCGGUGAGUUUAUUUGAGAGCGGGUGAAACAGCUCGUACAGGUACCGUUAUCCAAACGACGCUCCAUGAAUUGCUGUAUACAUGGAACCUGAUAUCAUACUUCAUGCGGAUCUUCGAUACCACACUCUGGUGUUUGCUAUUUAUAAGAGCACUGUGCUCGUUGUGCCUGUGUCUCGGAUGCUCAACUCUAACUUUAUCUUUUCAUGCAGGAGCCUCUCCACGUGCGCACACUCUCCCCUCCCCUCCUCCCCUUCCCCGCUUAUAACGUGGGAAUCCGCCAAAUUAUCGGUUUUUGCGGACAAGCAGCAGCAGGGUAUUUCAAUAGUGGCUGCUGCUGCAUGUCCGUACCCUACGCUACUUUCACCCACCUAUCCAAUGCUGGCGAUGCGGGACCCAUUGACAUCAAACAAAAAAAAAAAAAAGGUAACUCUGCUGCAGAUACAUUGACGACGACGCAUUAUAGCAAUUGGUGCAAUAAUGGGGAAGGGGCUGAAAGCGGGGAAUUCGUGGCACCAACAACCCGCUGUCGUACCUCCCAGCGUUUCCUCGCUCAAAUGACAAUUUUGCCCCCACCAUUUGGCAGUCCGCCUUGAAACGUUUUAUUCAUUUUAACUUGCACCAACUCUUAUAUUUCCGAAAAAUCUCCCCCCGCAUGGGUUCUAUGCGCCUACCUAACUAACUAACUCCACUUCUCACCUCCCAACAUCCCUCUCAGACAAUAUGUCGACGUUGGUACCUCAGAUCAGAGUGGCCACGCCAACAGCUCCGCCGAUUCCGCAACGCAAGGACAAUCCUGCAGUUGCUAGAUUCUCGCUCACCGGGAAGGUUGCUAUUGGUGGGUAUAUGUGUGGCGGGAGUUUUUUUUCUUCCCCUCCUAAAAGCCCUCUACUGACAAGGCAUAGUUACUGGCGGAACGGGAGGUCUAGGGUUUGAAGCUGCGCGAGCACUCCUGGAACACGAUGUUUCUGGCCUCGCCCUCUUUGAUAUCAACCACGAUGUGGGUCUCCAGGCCGUCGAACGGCUGAAGUCUGGAUUUCCGAAAGCCAAUGUGAUCUUCGAGCUAGUUGAUGUUACGGAUGCGGCACGCGUCAGCGCAGCUGUAAACGUGGUGGAGGAGGAAUUGGGCUGUGUGGAUAUCCUACUUGCAUUUGCGGGAAUUGUUGGGUGUGUUCAUGCAGAAGAUAUGGCGAUGGAGCAAUGGAAUAGGAUAUUGGAGGUUAAUCUCACCGGCUCAUUCCUUUGUGCCCAGGCUGUUGGAAAGUAUGAAGUCUAUCCCGCUUCUGCAAAGCAUGUGUGGUUCACGAGCUGGUCUGUAUCAAUUUCCCGAGUGGUAUUUUUUUUUAAAAAAAAAAGGAAAAGAAAGACACCAAACCAACUCGUGGUCUGGAUGGAAUCCCCGACAUGAUUGAACCCACUACCUGAGUCGUUUUUUUCUUUUUUCUUCCUCUCACAGUUAACACCCCCCGCGAGCUAAUCGAGCUGGGAAAAAAAAAAAAUAGAAAAAUGAUAGAACAGGGCACGGGUGGAUCCAUAGUCCUAAUUGCCUCAAUAUCAGGUCAUACGGCAAACUUCCCGCAGCCGCAGGUCUGUUACAAUGCGUCAAAGGCGGGCGUGAUAAUGACGGCGAAAAGUCUUGCGGCUGAGUGGGGACGAUAUAGGAUUCGUGUGAACACGAUCUCCCCAGGCUACAUGGACACGGUAUUGAACGAGGGGAAGGGAUUGGACGGGCACAAGGCUCAGUGGUAUUCUAGGACGCCAUUGGGACGCAUGGGAGGGAAAGACGAGCUUAAUGGCGCUGUUGUUUUGCUCUGCAGCGAAGCUGGCUCGUUCAUUACGGGCACGGACAUCAAAGUGGACGGUCAGUUUGUCCCUUUCCCUCCAUUCUCCGCCCCCUCAGGCCGUUCCGCAGGUGCUGAGUAAUGGAUACAGGCGGAAUCACCACGUUUUAGAUCACCGGGCCUGGCUUGCGCGUGUUAUAUAGGCAGCGCCUUCCGCACUAUUGGUGGAUGGAGGAUUAUUAUAACCCUUAUGCUAAGCCAAUAGAUUCUUAGGAAGCACAGUUGGAUCAUAGUACAUCACUCGUAUGAUAUAAUGAUUGGACAAUUGGGUGGUUGGACGUGGCUUGUUUGGUAGGGCAUUGCUUAUCAG
Tuber aestivum (summer truffle) is the source of this 2440-nucleotide messenger RNA. The record is from the annotation of a GenBank genome assembly. Lineage: Eukaryota; Fungi; Ascomycota; Pezizomycetes; Pezizales; Tuberaceae.